Hypanus sabinus (Atlantic stingray) is the source of this 4248-nucleotide messenger RNA. RefSeq names its product butyrophilin subfamily 2 member A1-like. Lineage: Eukaryota; Metazoa; Chordata; Chondrichthyes; Myliobatiformes; Dasyatidae. Gene Ontology annotation, molecular function: protein binding. The record is from RefSeq and is a predicted model, not a curated record. The transcript is spliced from 12 exons. The coding region runs from base 366 to 1865 and encodes 499 amino acids.
GGGUCCGAUGGGCUCUUCGUCAGGCGGAUGAACGUCCGGCGACGGAGGCAGAUACUGUACUCGGGUAUUUGAUCGCUGCUCCUUUGCCAUGUUGUGAAUAAAACGAACUUGCAGGGCUGUUUCAGACCACAGGAUGUAAUGGCUGCUGCCCCACCAGUUUCCUUGUGAUUACGUGGUUAAAUCCCUUUCAGACGCCCCUCCCUUCCGCUGUACUUUGCUCGACGUUUCAAGCUGGGCAAAAGUGAAACUGAUCGCCAUCUUCGAUUCCCGAAGCCACCCGGGGAAGUGAAGGGGGCAAGCGGCGCCGCGGUGAGGCCGGCGGUGGAGCGGGCUGUGCCCAGGCAGCGGUGUGACGGUUUGCUGUGAUGGAGUCCUCAGUGUUGCUGCCUCUCCUCGUCCUCGGUUUCAUCCAUCAAGUCCAGACCGGGCAGUUAGAGGUGGCUUGUUCCCGGAUUCCGAUAAUGGCACAAGUCAGCUCCCACGUGGUGCUGGAAUGCCAGGUGAUCCCGACCAUGGACCUUCGGGACAAGGAGAUCCGCUGGACCAAGGACCAGACCCUCGUGCACCUCUACCGCUUCAGACAGGAUGAGAACGACCAGCAGGAUCCCAGGUUUAAGGGCCGCACCCAGCUCUUCAAAGACCAGUUCCAAGUGGGCAACGUCUCGCUGAAGCUGCACGGUGUCGAGCUGUCGGACGUCGGCAGCUACAACUGCUUCGUCGAGGUGGCGCCCGACAACAACCACGAUUCCAGUGUCCAGCUGAAGGUGACCAGUGUUGGUGAACUCCCCUCCAUCAACCUGUACCGGUACACAAGCAGUGGAAUCGAGCUGGUGUGUGAAACUCAGCAGUGGUUCCCCGCUCCCACGGUGAAUUGGAGUGACGAAAGAAAGAGGACCUUGCCCCAGGUUCCCCAGGACAUCGGCAGAAACUCCAAGGGUUUCUUUCAGGUGCGCAGCAUCGUCGAGGUGACAGCGGACUCCGGGAACAGCUAUAGUUGCCAGGUGCAGAACACAGUCAUCAAUCAGAAUCUGACGGCAGAGUUUUACGUGCCAGAUGAAUUCUUUCCCUGGGUGUCCAAGUGGGUCACAGGAUUCGUCCUGAUCUUGCUUCUCCUGAUCGGGGUCGUCAUCGGGCUCUUCCUCUUCUUUCGGAAUCUCCAGAUGCACAUAAAAAAUCUUGAAAAGCGGCCGACCGCCAAAGAAUAUGAAGAACUACAGAGAGAGCAGAGAUCACUUGAGGACAAACUGGGUACGCUGCAUAAGGAUCUAGGAGAGAUACGUAUUCUCCCAAAAAUGGCCAUUAAAAGAAUUAAAAGAGUUGCUGUUUCUGUGACACUGAACCUUGAGGCUGCACACCCGAACCUGGAUGUAUCUCCUGAUCUGACCAUUGUGAGCCACGUCAGGCAGGGGAUUCCUGCUGAAAGCAGCAAGGGGUUUGGGUCCAUAUCAGCGGUGUUGGGAAAGGAAGGAUUCAGCUCCGGCAGACACUUUUGGGAGGUGGAAGUGGAAAGAAACUCGGAAUGGGACCUGGGAGUGGCCUUGGAUAAGACAGCGAGGCAGGGGGAGAUACCUUUGAGUCCAGAUAAUGGAUUCUGGACCAUUGGAUGUCAUGAGAAGGAGUUCAGAGUCAACAACAGCACCAAUGUACAGAUCUCCAUCAAACCGUGGGUCCAGGAGAAGAUACAGGUGAUUGGGAUAUAUGUCAACUACAGUGAGGGAAAGGUGUUGUUCUACGAUACUGAGACAAACUCUCAUCUCCAUACAUUUGAAAAGUGCCCUUUCAAGGGGAUGAUAUUAUUCCCCUUCUUCCACCUCCCAAAGAAGGGAGUGUCUCUGAAGAUUUGUAAAGUUGCUCCUUCAGCAUAAAGAGUUCGUGCUGUUUGGGCAUCCCCAACCAACUCAUCUAUGCGAACCAGUGACUAUGGCCAGAAAUGUUCUGGUCUUUCCCACACUCUCCAGUGCCAACUGCAUUAUCUUAUGCCUUGUUGACCAACCAAGCCAUCCGCAUCCUUGACUCCAAAUUUUGGGCACUGGUUUGGACACCUUGACUUGCUGAGCCCCUCCAGCAUCUUGUCCAUCUGAGCACCUUCACUGUCUGCCCGAAGAGGCAGGGUCUCAGGUGGCUUUCCAUUCCUGCUUUGUACUCCUUCCCUCUCACCCCACCUUAUUCUGGCUUCUGCCCCCUUCCUUUCCGGUCUUGUCAGCACUUUACGCCUGGCCUCCCAGCAGUUAGUUCGUUACUGUUAGUUGGUCACUGCUGGCAUCCAGGGCAGUAAUAAAGAUUUUCCACCUCUCUCUGUCCUUGGCUGUCCUCUCUGCUGUGCCCCAGGGUCCUCAUUUCAGCCCUGAUGGUAUGGUACCAAGUUGUCCUUCAGGGGUCAAAUGAAGCUCGAUCUCUGCCGGUGUUCAGGGCUUCCUUCAUCGUGACAGUAGCUUUCCCUGGUUUUCACUGCUGCCAGUCAUGGAGUCUCGGGGUUCUUCAUUUCAGAACAAUACUUUUUGACCAGACUGGGUUGUUAGCCCUGAGCUGAACACCUAAACCCGCAAGACCAGUGGAUCGCUCUUGGUCUGGCCUGUGUCCUUUUACCUGUUUGGCUUGGGUGGCCCUACCAAGAGGCUCUGAGUCCAGCCCACGUAGCUCUCCGGGUCAUUGAGGCACACAAGUCUCUGAACCCUACGACAAGGCUGAGGUCCCCUUGGAGGAAUUACAUAAAGACAUAGAGUGAAAUCCAUAGUUUGCAUAAAAUCAGAUCAGCGAGGGCUGUGCCUGCAAGUAUAGACAAGCUUCUGGUGUCCGCAUAGCACGUCCUGAACUUAGUAACAUGUUGGGAAUGUGGAAGGAAAUGAGACAACCUGGAGGAAACAUAGGGCCAUGGGGAGAAAGUACGACAGACAGCAGCAGGAAUCAAACGGCAAUUAGAGACUGAUAACGUAGUAAAGCAGUUGUGUUUGACUGCUACAGUACUGUGGCAUCUGUUAUUUGGUGGGGGUGGGGGCAGAUGGAUGGGAUUCGUCAUGAUGUUGCUGUGUGUGUAUCCUUGGGGGUGGUAGGCGAGUGCCAGUGAUGCUUUGGGCAAUUUUGAUUACCAGCUGUGGAGCCUUUCUGUCUGCCACUGUAGAGUUUUUGUACCAAGUACUGAUGCAGCAUGUUGGGGUGCUGUCUACUGCUCUUCUGUAGGAGGAGACGAGUAUAGAUGUGUAAAAACGAACCACAGACCAGUAGGUUUCCUCCAGGUUUUCUUGUUGCCUCCCACAUUCCAAAGGUUUCCCUUCCUCCACCAUCAGCGCUGCCCUCAACUGCAUCUCUUCCAUUUUGCGCACAUCUGCCCUCACCCCAUCCUCCUGCCGCCCCACCAGGGAUAAGGCUCCUCCUGUCCUCGCCUACCAGCCUCCGCGCCUAGCGCAUAAUUCUCCGUAACUUCCGCCAACUCCAACGGGAUCCCACCACCAAGCACCCCUUCCCUCCACUUUCUGCUUUCCACAGGGGUCGGUCCCUGCGUGACUCCCUUGUCCUUUCGUCCCACCCCACUGAUCUCCAUCUUGCCACUUAUCCUUGCAAGCAGAACAAGUGCUUCAUCUACCUCUACACCUCCUCCCUCACUACCAUCCAGGGCCCUAAACAGUCCUUCCAGGUGAGGCGACGCUUCACCUGUGAGAGCACGGGUGUCAUCUGUUGUAUCCACAUGCUCAUAGUGUUGUCUUUUGUAUAUCGGUGAGAUCCAGCGUAGAUUGGAAAACUGCUUUGUCGCAGAAGAAGAGGGAACUCCCAGUGGCAAUCCAUUUUAAUUCCACUUCCCAUUCCGACCUGCCAUGAUGAGGCCACGCUGAGGUUGGAGAAGCUGAUUUCUCGACCUUCUGGGAAUACCCAUUUCCCCCUCUCACCUUAUCUCCUUGCCUGCCCGUUACCUCUCUCUGGUGCUCCUCACACUUUUUCUUCAACAGUUACUUCCCAACUCUUUUCUUCAUCCCUUCCUAUCUAUCAACUUGUGUUUUUUUUCUUCCCCCCCCCCCCACCUUACUCUUGACUCCUCAUCUUUUUCCUCUAGUCCUGCUGAGGGGUCUCGGCCAGAAACGUCGACUGUGCUUUUUAACAGAGACGCUGCCUUGCCUGCUGAGUUCCUCCAGUAUUUUGUGUGUGUUGCAUGGAUGUUGAAAGUCCAGCUCUCUUGUGAGAUGGAUUGUGUUUUUCUCAAUUUCUAAACUGUAAAAUAGCAGCUGUUAUUUUGUGAAUAAAUACUCUACACAUUUC